Molecule: messenger RNA, 702 nt
Organism: Colletotrichum lupini
Lineage: Eukaryota; Fungi; Ascomycota; Sordariomycetes; Glomerellales; Glomerellaceae
Exons: 7
Coding region: 1-702 (233 amino acids)
Source: RefSeq, a predicted model, not a curated record
AUGGAUACCACUCAUUGGUUUAGCACCUGCACUAGCAGCAUUGGUUGCGAAUGUUUCCUUGAACGGGCGGAUCAGGUAGUGCCGGUUGGCGAGCGCGAUGACAGGGGAACCGGACACGAAUGGACGAUUUAUUUCAGAUUCUCUCAUCGCCGGCGGACGUCUGGUGUUAAGCCUUUGGGAUUCGAAAGAUUGGCCCGAGGCUCAUCCCAUGAACGGCAGCUUGUGAAAGCGGGCCGAGAGUGGCGGUGGAACAUGGCGGCCCACGCUUCGCCUGGUAUGACUCUCAUCGAAAUCGGAUGUCAAGUUCACGACAGUGUCGGCGUGUUUGCCAUGGAUCGUGUUGUAUUUUUUCUUUUCAAAUUCUCCGAGCGCUGCGAUGCCGUUGGUCUACUCUCGAACCAAUUCGAGGCCAACCCACCCCUCCAUCGCAACAACUCAAAACUCUUCGCCGUAUCUGAGAGUUUUACAACAGUGGGAUCGUGGCGGUUCAGGAGUGACACAAGGGUCGACGGUGCCGUCACUUUGCAACCAUCCCAACUAUACGUUGCUCGCAAGGCCCGACCUCUUCCAUUGUCGUGCUUACCAAAGUUCAUGUCGGUUGCCAUCAUGAUCUCACUUUCUCGUUGGUCCGUUCCGAAAGAGACUUUGUCCGUUGCUGUCUUUUUCGGCAGUAGAGGCGGACCAAACACGAUUAUUUCAUAA